AUGAGCCAGAAUCAAAGUAUGCUUCUCAACAGCGGUCAUAGGAUUCCACAACUUGGCUUCGGGACCUUCUACGCUCCUAAAGAAGUCGUGACUGAAGCGGUGGAAGUGGCUAUUAGCACUGGGUAUCGCCACAUUGACUGUGCUAUGAUCUAUGGGAACGAAAAGGAAGUCGGUGCUGCAAUUGCAACAUCCAUGAAGAAGUACAAUCUUAGGCGUGAAGAUAUCUUCGUUACCUCGAAGCUGUGGUGCGACAAACACGCACCCGAAGAUGUCCGCGCGGCGUGCGAACUCUCAGUUAAAAAUUUUGGCCUGCAGUACUUGGAUUUAUACUUGAUGCACUUUCCUGCGUCCCUCAAAUACAAGGAGGGUGUGGAUUUCAAUAUCCGUGAUCCAAACUCGUUCAGUUUUGAGUAUCAUAAAAUUGAGGACACAUGGAAGGCCAUGGAGGAAUUGGUGUCUGAUGGACUCGUGAAAUCGAUUGGCGUGUCCAACUUUAACAAAAGACAAAUUGAACGCAUUUUGUCAUCAUGCACAAUUCCUCCAGCAGUGAAUCAGGUUGAAGUCAAUAUUCACUGUCUCAACACGAAGCUGAUUGAGUUUUGUCACUCAAAGAACAUCAUGAUCGAGGGCUAUUCGCCCCUUGGCUCUCCCGGUUUUGUUGGAGACCAAGUAAAGCCAGUAUUGGAGGAGGAGAACGUUGUCGAGAUUGCUCACAAGCACAAGAAAACACCUGCUCAGGUGCUUCUGCGUCAUGGUCUCCAAAGAGGCAUCGUUGUUCUCGUCAAAAGUGUCACUCCUGAGCGCAUUAGGUCAAAUUUUGAUUUGUUUGAUUUCGAGCUGACCGAUGCGGAAAUGGAGAAACUCAACAUGACUGGUGAAGUCGGCCGUGUUAUUUGGUGGCCUGGCUUUUCAAAGCACCCGGAAUAUCCGUUCCACGAUGAGUACUAA
Messenger RNA from Echinococcus granulosus, 948 nucleotides. RefSeq names its product Estradiol 17 beta-dehydrogenase. The coding region runs from base 1 to 948 and encodes 315 amino acids. Gene Ontology annotation, molecular function: aldose reductase (NADPH) activity. The transcript has 7 exons. NCBI's taxonomy places the organism in Eukaryota, Metazoa, Platyhelminthes, Cestoda, Cyclophyllidea, Taeniidae. Gene Ontology annotation, cellular component: cytosol. The record is from RefSeq and is a predicted model, not a curated record.